Messenger RNA from Maniola jurtina (meadow brown), 3156 nucleotides. RefSeq lists its product as uncharacterized. The coding region runs from base 1 to 3156 and encodes 1051 amino acids. The transcript is spliced from 5 exons. Gene Ontology annotation, molecular function: catalytic activity; zinc ion binding; nucleic acid binding. The record is from RefSeq and is a predicted model, not a curated record. NCBI's taxonomy places the organism in Eukaryota, Metazoa, Arthropoda, Insecta, Lepidoptera, Nymphalidae.
AUGGUGCAGGUAGAUCGCGUGCGGAAGGUGGGCAACGCCGGAGUCGUGGUCCAGACCACAUCAAAGGAAUCAGCGGAAAGACUGAGGAGUGCCGCACCUGCAACCCUCCGCGUCACGGAGCCCAAACGGAGGGCUCCACUCGUAAGCCUGCGACACGUGGACGGCGAAGGAGACAUGGAUCAGAUCUACCUAGCCCUGCAGGAUCAAAACUUUACAGGAUCGGAGUGGACCCUGGAACGCCUGCGCAGCCAGAGCAAGCUGGCCUUCAAGAAAAGGGGGAGGGGAACCACCACCGUAGUCCUGGAAUGCUCCCCCGCGCUGCGUGAGGCCCUGCUGGCGAAAGAGAAGGUUUACAUCGGCUGGCAGGUGAUUGAAGUGGUGGACUUCCUGUCUGUAACCUGCUGCAGGAAAUGCCACAUGUACGGGCACCCGGAGAAAUACUGCAGAGCCUCGGAGGUGUUCUGCGGGAGGUGCGGCGCAUCUGGUCAUCGACGGGAGGACUGUUCCGCUGCUGUGGAGUGCUGCGCCACGUGCAAGCGUUUUAACAAGGCGGACGGACGCCAUGACCCACACCACCGCUGCCGCCGCCUGCCCAGCCCGCCAGUACGCAGAGGCACGCUCCGUCUCCAACACGAACUAUGGUCGGCGCUGGCCACCAGGGAGCUGCCCGCGCUGGCCAAGGAGCUGCGUCUCGAUUGUGUUCUUUUGCAAGAACACUACUCGCAGGCGCAGCAGGAGGGGCCAGUCUUCUUGGAGUUUGGCGCCUCACCGAAGGCGGCGGUGUACAUCGUCCGACAAGACCUGCGGGUGGUGGCGCUUCACCAUCUUUCCACGGCGCACUGUGCGACCGUCUGCGUGAGCGCUGGGAGGGGGGAGGACCUUUAUCUCGUGUCCGCCUACUUCCAGUACUCCGAGGACGUCGAGCCGCACCUCUUGCAGCUGGAACGAGUCCACGAGAGUCUUCGGGGAAAAAAGGUGGUCAUUGGAGCAGACUGCAAUGCCCAUUCACCCAUGUGGCACAGCGAGCCCCGGCACUACACCGGACGCGGGGCUGUAGCGGAGCGCCGACGGCAGCACGUGGAAGACUUCAUUACUGGCAGAGAUCUUGUCCUCCACAACCAGGAGGGCCAGCCGAGUACCUUCUCUGGCCCCAACGGGGAAUCUAACAUCGACAUCACGCUGGGGACAAGGAGUGCUGCCGUCUCGAACUGGAUUGUCCAUGAUGGAGUCAGCUCCAGUGACCACCGGCUCAUCACUUUCACCGUUGGUGGCGGCCGAACGCCUUGGACCACUGGGUGCGCCGAGUCUGAAGGAGGGGAGCCGCCGAGGUUUCGGGGGACCGGUGUGGAUUGGGCCCGUUUUCGCAGUACCGUCAGCGAACGGAUGGGGAACCUGGAUGUGAGGAAGCCGGCGUCUGUGCUCGCUAGGGACUUCACUGAUGCAAUCGUGCGCUCUGCGUACGAUUGCCUGGGAACUGCCCGAAGGCGCAAGGACAUCGGCUACGAAUGGUGGAAUGAUAAGCUGGACGCCAUGCGCAAGAAGGUUGCACGCCUUCGCCGCGCGUGGCAGAGUAAAAGGAGCGAAGGAGGCGAGCGAGAGGAGAGUGCGAGGGCCGAGUUCCGUGCGGAGCGCCGGAAAUACCGGAAGCUGAUGGAGGAGACGCAGAACGAGUACAACGUCCGUGAGGCGGAGACCGGUAAUACUGACCCAUGGGGCCAGGCUUACCGGAUCGCCAAUGGCAGAUUCCGCCCACCUGCUAACGUUCUUAGUGGCGUGAAGUAUCUCGAGGGUUAUGCGGAGAGUGUCGACCAGGCUGCGGACAGCCUGUUGGGAGCGCUCUGUCCCGAUGACGAUUUGUCGAAGGACUCUGCCUACCACGGACAAGUCCGGGUCGCGGCGACUCUCAUCCCGUCGACCUGUUCUGCGCCUCCUCCCGGCCCGGAGGACUUGCUAGGGAUAGUCAGGCGACUGCCGAACACCGCGCCGGGUCUCGACGGGAUUACUGCGCGGAUGGUGAAGGAAGUGUGGUCAGCGGCAUCGGUGGAGUUCCACUCGGUGUUCGCUAAGUGUGUGGAAGAGGGUGUGUUUCCAGACGUAUGGAAAGAGGGCCGACUCGUUGUCAUGCCCAAGUCCAACGGCAAACCACUCACGGAUCCGAAGGCCUACCGACCGAUUACGCUCCUUCCGAUCCUUGGUAAAAUAUUAGAACGCGUCUUAUUGAAAUGCGCCCCCCAGAUCUCGGGCGAGAUCUCUGACUGCCAGCAUGGAUUCACCCCGGGGAGGUCGACCGUCACGGCGCUGCAAACUAUGCUCAAAACUGCUACUGAAUCUGAUUUUAAGUAUGUACUGGCACUAUUCUUGGACAUCUCCGGAGCCUUCGAUAACGCUAUGGGGCUCCAUUUCACUCAGGAAACCACAACCCCACUGCGAGCUCUUAGCCAAUUGCAUGCAGAACAUGCACAAGAACCGGAACCAUGCCCCAGCACCUCGGGCAUGGGUGUGGUGGUUUCAGUGGAGCCAGGACCACAAACUGGUCAGCCCCCACGGAGACGAGCUCGCAAAUCGCUGCCUCACGAUAAGUUCUUGGAGGCGCAAUUAGAGAACAACAACUUAUUAAGAGAGGCGAACGCUUUACGUCGGGAAGCUAUUGGCUUACGACGUGAAGCGCUCAAGACAGCUCAAGAGCACGGCACCUUUGUUGCGACGAUCACGUAUGCGGCGGCGUGCUGGGCCGAGAGGGCGACGUUGCACGUCGUGCGGUCGCAGCUUCUCAAGGCGCAGAGGGGGCCACUCAUCCUCCUCACUAAGGCAUACCGUACCACCAGUACCUCUGCGCUGGCGGUCUUAGCGGGCGUCCUGCGUGCGGACCUGGAGGUCAUCCGUGCUGGCAAGAUAGAUCUGGAGCGCCAGUCCGCGACCAGGCUGGAGUUGAGCAGUCGGAAGCGCGAGAUUGGGUCCGCUGUGGUUGACUUGUGGCAGCAACGCUGGGCGAGCGAUGAGAGAGGCAGUCAUCUUCGACGAUUUUUCCCAACGGUGACGGGGAGGCUCGAGGCGACUUGGGUAUCCCCGGACUAUGAAACCUCGCAGAUUCUCACGGGCCACGGAUGCUUCCGGUGGCGCCUACAUGGGUUUCGGCUGUGUGCGAGUAGCUUGUGA